Molecule: messenger RNA, 678 nt
Organism: Sabethes cyaneus
Lineage: Eukaryota; Metazoa; Arthropoda; Insecta; Diptera; Culicidae
Exons: 4
Coding region: 1-678 (225 amino acids)
Source: RefSeq, a predicted model, not a curated record
AUGAAUACCGUGUUGUUGAUCCUAGCGGGACUUUCCGCAGUUCUGGCGCAAACUCCAACUACUGAAUCCCCGCUGGAUCCGAUGGAGUUCUCCUACCUGACACUGUGGAAGUACGCCGAAACAGAAUGUGGGAAAAAAGGUAUUAACGGAUCGGAGAUCACAAACUCAUGGAUCGGCGUUCGUUCUUGCCUGCGCAGCAAGCUGGAUGUGGUUCAGUUCAAUUUGGAUUCGUUACGGCUGGAUUUGGACACGCAAGAAGCGAUCCUGCAAAAGCAUUGUCCGAAGUUGAGGAAAGCAACCGAUUGUUUCGAUCCCUUUAUGAAAACCGUCAAAAGAUGCGUCCCGGAUGAAAACUACGAAAUAUUUGAAGCUUUGCAGCAUUGGGUUGCGGAUGUUUUGGAACAUAUCUGUAAGGACAAUGGUGCCCAAAUAAAGUAUGACAAGGCCAAACACGAAAAGUGUGCCAGAGAGGUUGGAGCGUACAUUUUUGAAUGUGCUGCGCAAAACAUUAUCGCCAAACAGUACGAGGACAGAAAAUCGUUUAACGAAGAAGAUUGCAGCAUGCUGGUCCGGGUGAAGGAUUGUUUGGUCAACAAACUAAGCGACUGUUCGGUAUUCUCCGUAAGCGCUCAACUGUUUUACGACAAUUUCAUACAUAUUACCUCGUGUGUUCGAUAG